AGUUGCUCGUCUCGGCGUACGCCAUCUUGACAAGUGGUGAAAAAUAGUGUAUAGUUGCAAAAAAAGUAUUGAAAUCUGUGAUCAUCCGUCCUAAUUUAGAUUCAAUCGGAUUAAUUUCCAGUUAUAUAUUAUUUACCCAUUUGGACGGACCAAGCAAAAGGGUUCGUUCGCUGGGUCCCGGAGAUCUAAAUGGUUGCGUGCAGACAGCAUGACUACUCUGCCAGGGUUGGCCUCCAAGGGGGAGAAAGGAAAAUCCAAGUAUCAGAGUCUCGAUAUCAAUAGUUUGUAUAGGGUUAGCAGGGGUGAAUCAUUAGAGCCGCACGCGGCAAAGUCAGCCCUCCCUCGCAAACAUGGCAUGCAAAGUUUGGGUAAGGUGCCAAGCGCACGUCGCCCUCCUGCAAAUUUACCUUCUUUGAAAGCUGAAACUAGUGGAGGCAGUGAUUCAACCGCUGUGUCCUUGGUACCUACAACUGGUGGAACACUUGGUUCGACUACUCAAGGCGCUACUUGGGGAAAAUCUCCCGUUGAAUCAUCAAAUACAAAUAGCGCCCCCACAACAACCACACCACAAAACACUAGUAUUUCACCGGUCAAAGCAACAACAGGCCCAGGCGGGCUAACUCCACACCAGGCGGCUAUUGCUAUUCCUGUUACAAAUACAAUUCUUCCACAACCAAAACAACAGCAACAUCAACAACAGCAGCAGCAGCAGCAACAACAGCAGCAGCAGCAACAACAACAACCAAUACAACAACAGCAACAACAACAAUUACAACAUCCAAAUACUGGUAUUCCCAGUGGAAAUCAAAUUCAAUCACCUCCUAGUGGCGGUACUACUCCAUCUGUAGAAAGCAGACCAGUUACUUACUCAACACAGUCACACGAUAAUAAAUCAUGGAGUGCUGUAAUGAGCGGCUCAGAUAUCCCGGGUGGUGGUCAACCACCACCAUAUCAGAGUGCACAAUUUCAACACGAAUUCCCAAGUUUGUCAGGGAAUGCAGAUACUGCGGAGAACGUAGCCCCCGCCACCGUACAGAGAAGUGGCGCCGACACCCAAUAUGGUCCUGGACCCAGCUUGCGCCCACAGACCGAAGGGUCGUGGAUGCAAGGAGGUUGUGGGGGCCCAGGAGGGGCGCCAGAGGUGGGCAGCUCGGUACAGCAGGGCUCGGUCCCGGUCGGCCACCACAUGCUACAGCAGCCGCUCCCACAGUUUCGAGGAGUAAUACCACCUUUUAUGUACAAAGGUAAUUUUCCGACAAAUGCUGGGCCAGCUGGCGGUCCUAUGAAUCAGUUAACGCAAUCACCUGCAGGUAAUUUUCAUGCAGUUGUGAAUUCAAGUGGUGGUGUUGGAAUGCCACCUUUACAUGGUGGAGCGACACCUCCAAUUACUACGGGUGGACCCCGUGGUCAAACUACAAGUAGUAGAUACAGAAGUGGACCACAACCAAGUGGACCACCACCUUCUAUAUUGGAUGAUCUCGCACAACGUCCAAUUAUAAAAGAAGAAGAUUUAAAUCGAAUGGAUGAUAUGACCAGAGAUGCUGGUUGGGCAGCAAAUGAUGACAUUGAUUAUAAUCAAAAACUUGCAUUUAGUGAUGAUGAAACAGUUCCUGAAUCUGAAUCCCGGAAAGAAAGUGUUCGACAAAGUUCAUUACCUCCAAAAGAGUCUGAAAAACCACACGAUCCACAUGCCGAUAGUAAAUUACAAGCAUCUUCACGUGGAUGGAGUUCAUCAAGAAAUAUACCACAACCACAAGAUCAACGCAAUCCACCACAAUCAGCUGGUGGCCAAUCAAGUUCACGUAGUGGUAGCCGUUCUAAUGAAGAUGAUGAACUAUGGAUACAACGUAGAAAACAGCCAUCAGAAGAAGUGGCAUUAGCAGUAGAACGUGCUAAGAAACGUAAAGAGGAAGAAGAAAAACGUUUUCGGCUAGAACAACGUGAAGCAGCUAAUAAAAAAUUAGAAGAAUUAGAUAGAAGAAUUAAAGAAAAACAAACAAUCGAUGGAAAAACAUUCGAAGAAUCGCAAGGAACCAUUAAUCCUGCUGUUGUCCCACCACAAAUUAUAACUCCAGUUCCAAUACCAGUACCCGAUUGGGAGAAAGACCGUGAAACACGGGAACGAGAAAGAGACCGUGAUCGUGACCGUGAAUGCGAUCGUGAGCGUGAACGUGAUAGUGAUCGUGAAAGGGAAAAUGUGCGGGAUAGAGAAACUGAAAAUGUACGUAGUGGUGUAUCACAUGGUUUAUCAGAAUUCCGACAAUUGACACAAAUUGAAGGAAGGAACUUACAUAGAAAUGAGCAAAGAAAUACAUCUGAUCGUGGAAGUGAUCGUGAUUCACAAAGAUCGGAUGUGAAUGUUAAUCGAGCUGAUAGAGAACGUGAUCGUGAUCGUGAUAUGCGUGAACAACGGGAAAAUCGGGAAGCACCCAAUUUUUCAAGACAAUUCCAAGUGAAUCUUCCACCACGUUUUCAACGAGCUUUUCAACAACAAGAACGACAACGAGCUCCAGGUGGUACAGCAAGUCCACAGCUACCACCGGCUACAAAACCACCUAGCCAACAACAACAACAACAACAGCAGCAAUCAAACUCUAACUCAAAUGUACCGUUUGUUCAACAGUACGAUCCACGAUGGAUCCAAUCUCAAAAUUCUAGACGAUAUCGUAAUGAUUCCGAUAUUGAUGAUGAUCAACAUCGUGAUACAAGACGUGAUCGUUAUACUCCAGACGAUAAUCGUUAUAGACAACAUAAUAUGCCUCCUACACAUCGUUCAUAUGUUGAAUCCGGUUCUAGAAAAUCAAAUUCAUCAUCAGACAGUCGAGAUGUUCAAUAUAAAGAUAAUCGCGAUUCGCGUGAACGAGACGUUAGAGACAAUCGUUAUUAUGACGAUUAUAAUAGAAACAAUUAUCGCAAUAGUCAAGAAUAUGAUUAUGAUAAACGGGAUAAUCGUGAUGAUAGUGAUCGAAAAGAACGUGAUCGCGAUAGACAACAAUUUGAUGACAUGAAUCGUGAUCAUGAAAGAGAUCGUGAUCAUCGUGAAAUUAGUCGCCAAGAUAGUAACGAAUAUCGUGAUGAUAAUCGUCGCGAAUUUGUUGAUCGAAGUAGUCGAUCAGAAGAUAUCAGAGAUAUUGAUCGUCAUCGUAACGUUGAAGAUAAUCGUCGCUCACAUCAGUAUGACCGCGAUGAUCGCAUCAGAGACAUGGAUCGAUUGCCAUCUAGAGAUGAUAAUCGUUAUAGGGAUGAACGUCCUCAACGACCAGAUAGCCGUGAUUCAAGGGCAUCAAAAGAAUCACGUCAUUCGCGUGAUUCAAUGCGUGAUCUAGAAUAUACUGGGUCAUGGGCAGAUGAAAGAGCACCAUUUGAAGAAGAGAAACGCAAAGACAGUUAUAGAGAAGAACGAGGUGAUCGGCGAGUACCCGGUCCUAUUACUCGUGAAAAAAUGGAAGCUGAUGAAUUACGUAGUGAGAAACGUAAUUUAACACAAUUAAAACGUUCAACUUCCGGACAAAGUUUGGAUAAAAAACCUGAAAUGAAAAAGAUUGACGAAAAAGUGAAUGACCGCAAAACGCCUGCUGACGAUGACGAUUGGGUUGUACCAAAAAAAGAAACAACACCAAUACGUUCUAGUAUUGAAAAUAUUAAUUCUCCAAAAGCAUGGGCUGAUGCUAUAUCACCUAGUACCAUAGCUGUUGAAAAUGUGGCUCCUGUUGAAAAUGUUGAAAAUGAAAAAUCAAGUAAUGAUAAAAGUAUUGAAAUAAAGGAAGAAAUUACUGAUAAUUCAAAUAAAAUCGAUAAAGAUACACACGAUAGUAUUAAAGAUAAGGAUGACAAACGAAAUACUCGUAACACGUCACAUAAUCGAGGAGGGGGUGGGCGCGAUAAUAGAAAUAAUCGAUGGAGUGGAUCUGGUGGUUAUAAUGUGUAUCGUGGUUGGAGUGGAUCUGGUAGCAGUAGUGGUCGUGAUGGUGGCGGUCGACGUGGACAACAAGUACGAAUGGGCCACAGACCGUCAUCAUCCCGAAGUAGUGAUUGGAAACAAACUGAUUCCGAAUUAUCAGGUGACGAAAUAUCUGCAUCAAAUGAAAGUAGCAAGGACGAUCGACGAUCACAUAGAAGUCCGAUUCGCAAAGCUGAUAAGGACGAAAAAAAUUUAGAAGUGAAACAAGAGAAAACAAACGUAAAUGUAACAUCUGAUCGGCGAUUUGAUAAACGUAAUUAUGAAUCAUCACGUCCCUCAAGUGGUAGCAGUCGAGAAGGUUACAUUCCACGAGGUGAGCCUUCUCGGCGUGGACGUGGUAAUUUUCGGUCAACACGAGGUGGAACUGGUAGUAAAAGAAUGGAUGGCUAUGGUCCUCCAACGACCAAAAGUCCAUUCAGUCAACAAUCACAAUCUCAAUUUGAAAGUGAGAAAAAGGUGAAUUCCGGUGAUGAAAUUGGAGGUGAAAUUCUUUCAUCUGAUGAAAAAACCAAAUUAAAACAGCAAGCAUUAUCAGCUGGAAUAAUUGGAAGUUCAAGAACACAAUCAAAAAAUACAAAUGUGCCACCACGUAUGCAACGUAAAUCAGAUACAGAAUCAACAUCUUCACGGCGUGAUAAAAGUCGUGGACAUUCUGGCAGUCGGAAACAACGAUCAAAUAAAAAUUCUGAUGAAUAUGGUGAAACAACAUCGGAUAAUAAUUCCGAUACAGAAAGUGAACGCAAAGAUGUGCGUAAUGGAAGAAAAAUUAGUGUUGGAAGUAAAAGCGGUUCAAAUUCAUCAACACAACAAACUCAAGGAUCUCAAACACAACGACAAAAUUCAAAUAACUCAACAGUAUCAAACAAUUCAAAUCGAAGUCGAUCCGGUUCACAAACAAUAACAUCAUCAACGACAUCUCGUGCACCAGGUGCUGAGAAACGUUCUAACAAUACAUACCAAGGGCGUUCAUCAAAUCAAUCAAACCGUCAAAAUUCUGGUAGUAAUUUACGUAGUUCACAAUCCGUGUCCAAACCAAAAGACGGCAGUGGAACCACAGUAAACCGUGUCGAUGAAAUUCAAUUAAAUGAUCCAAACACAUUAACAAAUGCACUUUCAGAUUUGAAAGUAACAUCAAAAGAUCCAAAAAAAGAAGAGGAUCAUCAAGAUAUGAAUAGUGAAGAUGUUGGUGAAGACGGUUUUCAAGAAGUGCGUAGUAAAAAAAAUGUGAAACCACAAAAGGAUGAAAAUAUUAAACAAAUGACAACAAAAAAAGAAACAAAAGAUACAAAUCGUACUACUUCAGUCACAAAGUCAACGACAGUAACAAUAAAUAAAUCAAAUGGCCCAAUUACAUCAACAUCGUCUGCGAACAUUCCACCAUUGUUAGGUACACCAGUAAAUCCACCAAAUAAGAGUCAGUUUGAUCGUCCACGCCAAAAGAAUGUACCACCACGAUUUAUACGACAACGUGAAAGUCGCAUACAUAAAGCACAACAAAUGCAACAAGGUGGUGGGGGUAAUGUUAUGUGUGAUGUUAAUGAAAUGAAUAAAAUUAAUCAAAAUGUUAGUUUAUAUUCAGUAAAAGAACCAAUGACUCAACAAAUGAAUGCUUGGGACAAGAAUACUCAUCAAGAUUCGCUAAAUAUAGCAAUUGAUAAAUGUGGUGUAGAUUUAGAACAUCAAUCGGGUACAUCAAGUCAACGCAGCAGUCCCAAUACAGAUAAUAAAAGUUUAAAACUUCAAGAUAAGUCUGUAUUAGAUGGUAGUACACCGCCAGUUAAUACAAUUAUUUUUGAAAAUACAAACUAUAAAUCACCCGGUGAUUUAAAAACUAAAUUUAAUAAUCAUGUUAAAAAUUCAACACAGCAACAGCAACGUGGUGGGGGUAGUAAUAGUGGUGGUGGUGGAGGAGGGAUUGAUAAAAAUCGCACAAUAAAUAAACUAGAUGAUAAUGAUAUUGAUAAUCAAACAAUGUUAGCAUUUAAUAAGCCAAUUAAUGAAAUGAUUGACAAGAAACCAGAACCGAUACAAUUACCAUUGUCGUUUAAUAAAGCAGCGGAAGAUUCUGCUGACAUGAAAUUAGAUUUUAAUUUCGACUCAGAUUUAACACAGUUAACGGAUGACAAAAAAGGUUUAGGAGGUUUGCCACGUUCCAUUCAUGCAAUGACAAGUAAUACAACAAUAUCACCAUCAACAGCAGAACUCAAUUUAAAAAUUGCAUCAGUGAAAAAAGUAUGGGAGAAAAGUAUGCCACCAGUAUUAGAACAUAAUGUGACCACUGAAGAAGGUACUAUUAACACAACAGCAAACUUUGCAACAUUAGAUCCAGCGUCAGCAUUCAGUAAAAGUAAUGAACCAAGUGAUGAAACCCACCAUGAAGUUUACAGUCCAUCACCAAGUCAUGUAACAAAUAAUAGUACAAAUGUAUGUAAAGUAAAACCUACACAACAAGCAGCGACCGGUAAUGGAACUGGUGGUGUAGUACCCACAGUUGGUGGUGUUACCACACAACAUCAUAUUGGAACAUCACCAAGUACAGGAGUUGUACCACCAACAGUUGCACCAAGUCAUAUUGGUGGCCCAACUGCUGUUACGCAAAAUACUGGAACUGGACAACAACCAACUGGUGGUAAUCAUCUAGGAUCUGGUCAUCCAUUGAGUCCACCACCCGUACAAGUGAUGGGUAUUAGUCAACAACCUCCUCAAGCUUAUACUGGAGCUAAUCAACAUAUUAAUUAUCAGCCAAAUUUGGCAGGGAAUGCACCAUACGGUGGAAUGUCAGCAAUACCAUCACCGCCAACAGUACAAUUUAAUAUAUCACCACAUCCGACACAGGGUAGUUUAUAUGGAGCAUUUCAAAUGGAUCAAAGUCGUUCACAAUUCUCACAAUUUCCCGCACCAUAUGGUAUUGGUCAAACGGCAUCAACACCAUAUAAUGCACCACAAUCAAUGUAUUUACAAACAGGACCACCACACCCACCAAAUGCUCAACCGCCACCGGACGUGUAUCAAAAUUUAACAUCACCUUAUAGAAUGGCAGCCACAGGACCUUUUGGUCAAUCACAACAAAUCAAUAAUAAUCCGAGUACUGUUUUAAUAUCAUCCACAUCAAAUUCAUUAAUGUCAGCUAGUGUUAAACCAUCCUCGCAACAAAUUGGUGCAAUUGGAACAAAAGCAGGAGCAAUUGGACAAGGAUAUGGAGCACAAUCGCAACAAGGAGGACAAGUUUAUUUACCAUAUGAUCCUACGCUACCACCCAGCUAUAUGCGUGGUCCGGGAGGUCCUGUGCAAAGUAGUGUGGUUCCUGCACAAAUUCAGCCAUCAAAUUCAUAUUAUUCAGCGAAUGCGGGAGCUCAAACAGGGUUUUAUCAACAAGCAAGUAAUUCAGCAUUACCAUCAGCGCCGCCAUUACAUCAACAUCAAACAAGUUUUGGAUUACAAAAUAACGUGUUUAGUAAUCAUAGUGGUUCAAGUGGAACAUUACAAAAUUUUGGAUCACAAUUUUUAACUGCACCUUUACAAAUGGCUGCAGCGGCCGCAGCCAUUGCCCAACAGCAAUAUCGUACUCAACAGGGUAAUGUUAGUGGAUUAAAUACACCUGGUGGUCCAAAUGCUCAACAACAACAACAAAAUACUAGGCAACAACAAUUAAAAUCACCAGGAGGUCAAGCUCAAGAUAUGUUUACGUCUGUCCUAAAUUCAGUUUUUCAACAACAGCAACAACAACAACAACAAAAUAAUCGACAAGCGCAAAAUAAUAUGAAUAUGGCGGCGGUUGGUGGACGGUCACAGCAAUUGAAUGCUCAAGUACCACCUGGAACAUCACGUUAUCCAGCCCCAAUACAAAGGCCUGUAUCUAUACAACAAACACCAGUUGCAAUGUCUGGUGGUAACAACAAUAAUAACAACUCACAACGGGGAGGUCAUCGUGGCGGUAAUCCACAAUCUGGAGCACAAUCACAGAAUCGAUCACAAACCGGUGGAUCGAGACAACAACAGUAUUAUGGAGGAGGAGGACAAAGCGGUACAGUGACACCAUCACAAGAAAAAACUGAAGAAAUCAAACUGAAUAAUACGAACUCAUCAAGUAAUGUUGUAUCAAAUGCAGUGACAAACAACAUACCAUCAAAUACAAAUACAGCAAAUUUAACAACAAAAGUAAAUAGUGCAUCUAGUGCUCAAAAUUCAUCCGGUUCAUCAGCAAAUGAUACUGCAAAAGAUGUACAAAGCACUAAAGACGAAACAUCAAAAGCGGAAUGAUUUAUUUAUAUUUAGAAACAACAGCUGUUGUACUACAAUAUUUAAACAACAAAAAUAAACCACGCACUGGGUAUUUAUUGUUUUACUGCGCCGUGUGACCACGAAAACUGAUGAAAAUAAAAUAUAUAUGAAUUUCGUGGUCUUAAAA
Chrysoperla carnea is the source of this 8369-nucleotide messenger RNA. RefSeq names its product protein PRRC2C-like. NCBI's taxonomy places the organism in Eukaryota, Metazoa, Arthropoda, Insecta, Neuroptera, Chrysopidae. The record is from RefSeq and is a predicted model, not a curated record. The coding region runs from base 209 to 8221 and encodes 2670 amino acids. Gene Ontology annotation, biological process: cell differentiation. The transcript has 12 exons.